UUCCACAGGGGCGACACCGCGACUGGAAGUCACAACUCAGCCAAUUAUAGCCAACUCUCGAUAACAGGCUGAUUAAUAAUUAAGCUUCAGGUGACAACACACACUCACACACACAUUCCCUGGCUGAGACCUGAGAGGACACACCGACGAUUGGAGCAACAUGUCUGCCACCACAGGCAGCACUGCAGCCCCCCCCACGGGGCUCAGCAUGGAGGCGGCUGACAUCGCGGUGUUGGUCUUGUACUUCGUCUUCGUCCUGCUGGUUGGGAUCUGGGCUGGUUUGGUCCUGGGAGCUCAAAGUCCUCUCCUGUUUGAAACCUGAGUGUCUUUAGACAGUGCUAACCCAACGUUUCCCUGUGCCUGCUCCCAGUCCUCGGCCCGGGCCAACCGCAGCACGGUCAGGGGCUACUUCCUGGCCGGCCGUUCCAUGAGCUGGUGGCCGAUCGGAGCCUCCCUGAUGUCCAGCAACGUGGGCAGCGGCCUGUUCAUCGGCCUGGCAGGGACAGGGGCCGCCGGGGGCAUCGCUGUGGGGGGGUUCGAGUGGAAUGCAGCCUGGUUGCUGGUGGCUCUGGGCUGGAUCUUUAUUCCUGUGUACAUCUCUGCCGGGGUGGUCACCAUGCCGGAAUACCUGGCCAAACGCUUCGGAGGCCGGAGGAUCCGCAUCUACAUGUCUGUGCUUUCUCUCAUCCUGUACAUCUUCACCAAGAUCUCUACAGACAUAUUUUCGGGGGCAUUGUUUAUCCAGGUGUCUCUGGGCUGGGAUCUCUAUCUGUCUACAGGAGUACUGCUGCUGGUCACUGCUGUUUACACUGUGGCAGGUGGCUUGUCAGCAGUAAUCUACACGGAUGCUCUCCAGACUGUGAUCAUGGUUGGGGGGUCCUUUGCUCUCAUGUUCAUAGCCUUUGCAGAGAUCGGCUGGUAUGAGGGUCUUGUGGAGGGCUACAUGUCGGCAGUCCCCUCGGUGACGGUGGCUAACACCACCUGCCACCUCCCCCGCGGCGACGCCUUCAGCCUGUUCAGGGACCCCGUGUCGGGGGACAUACCCUGGCCCGGCCUGCUUUUCGGGCUCACCGUGCUGGCUACCUGGGUCUGGUGCACGGACCAGGUUAUAGUCCAGAGGUCUCUCUCAGCGAAGUCUUUGUCUCAUGCCAAAGCAGGCAGUGUGUUGGGGGGGUACCUCAAACUGCUGCCCAUGUUCUUCAUCGUCAUGCCAGGCAUGAUCAGCCGAUCCCUGUUCCCAGAUGAGGUAGCUUGUGUGGAUCCAACAGUGUGUCAGAGUGUGUGUGGAGCUGCAGUCGGCUGCUCCAACAUCGCCUACCCUAAACUAGUGGUGGAACUAAUGCCUGUGGGUCUGCGGGGGCUGAUGCUGGCUGUGAUGUUAGCUGCUCUCAUGUCCUCCCUGACCUCCAUCUUCAACAGCAGCUCCACCCUGUUCACUCUGGACCUGUACCACCGGGCCAGACCGGCAGCCGCAGAGAGGGAGCUCAUGGUGGUCGGCAGGGUGUUCGUCCUGGUCAUGGUGUGUGUGAGCCUGAUAUGGAUCCCCGUCAUCCAGACAGCCAACAGUGGACAGCUGUUCGAUUACAUCCAAUCAGUGACCAGCUUUCUGGCUCCUCCCAUCACCGCCGUGUUCCUGAUGGCGAUCCUGUGGCCCCGUGCCAACGAGCAGGGUGCGUUCUGGGGUCUGAUGGGGGGCCUGGUGGUGGGGCUGGUCCGGAUGGUCCUGGAGUUCAGCUUCAAGGCCCCGGCCUGCGGGCAGCCCGACGGCCGGCCUGCGCUCCUGGCUCAGGUCCACUACCUGCACUUUGCCUUGAUCCUGCUGGCUCUCACCUGCCUCAUCAUUGUUGCCGUCAGCCUGGCCACCCCCCCAAUCCCUGGAGAGCAUCUCCACAGGCUGACCUGGUGGUCCAGACACAGCCAGGAGCCCCGCAUCGACCUCACAGCUCCCCCAGUGACCUCUGGCCCUUUGACUUCUGACCCGGUGACCUCUGAGCGGCUGCCUGAGACGUGGUGGAGGAGGGCUGCUCUGCAGCUCUGCGGUCUGAACGCCCCCGGCUCUGGCUCCGAGCCUGCAGAGCCUGAAGGCAGUGAGCUGAACUCCCUGCAGGAGGCGCCGCUCUGGAGGAGCGUCUGCAAUGUGAACGCCCUGCUGCUGCUGACCCUCAAUGUGUUUCUGUGGGGGUAUUUCGCCUGAUGUGGGGUCAGUGAGGCUGGACUGAUGCUCUGGACUUGCAUCUCUUUCUCUAGCAGCAGGUUUACAGAGGUCCAAUCAGUGGGGGCAGACCCCCACGGCACCAGCCUUCAUUAAUUACAUUAUUUCUCAGAAAUAUGUUUUAAAUGAAACAAAGUCUACAUCUUCGUUGCCUAAAUUGCAAAAAGAAAUACGAUCUUUUAAAAUGAAUAAGAUUAAUGAUUGCGUGUGUUCGACAUCAGGACGGAUCGACGGCCCCCUCCUCUGUGAGGGUCGGAGGGACACUAACUAUUAAUGUUCAUCUGAUGGUCUCUCAGCCUGCGUCUCAAAUCUCCUCAUCAAGCAUGGUUCACCCAUCAGAGCACUCAGGGGGAGGCUCCCUCCUCCCUCAGAGACCAGCCCCCCCACAAAUAUCCACAAGAAACCUCUGCUUCACUGAGGGCCACUCUCCCUGACCAGCUGAGGACCCCACAGACUGAGGACCCCACAGUCUGAGGACCCCACAGACUGAGGACCCCACAGUCUGAGGACCCCACAGACGGAGGACCCCACAGACGGAGGACCCCACAGACGGAGGACCCCACAGACGGAGGACCCCGGUGUUGCCCUGAUGUCUGCGGUUGAUUUUAUUGUUCUUAUUAGGAUGAUGUGUUUUUGAUGUUGCUAGCAUUGCACUCUGUAACACUUUGACUUUGGUUCAUUCAAAAGAAAAGUGUGAUUAUAAAUGGAAUUGAUAUUUAUUAUGAUGAUGUCAUUUAUCUGAUCAGGAACACACCCCCCAGGUAAAACUGGCAGGAAGUGACAGAGACAUAACCUCCGGUGACUAACAGUCUCUCCGGAGCAGUUUGAGAUCUUCAGGAAAAAGUUAGGAUUUUGAAAUUCUCAGGAAAAUUCGGAUGAAAAAGUCCCACUUUUAAGAAAGACAAGAAUUCUGAGAUUUUUAGACAAAAGUCAUGACCUCGACCUUCUCGUUCAAACAUCUGAACAUUUGGAAUUCAGAGAUUUCAAGAAGAAAAUUCUGACUUCUGAGAAAGAAUACAGGUUUUCAGAUUUUGUGAAAAUAUGUCAGAGCUUCUAGAUUUAAAUAAAACUCUGAAUUCUGAGAAAAAGUCCUUUCUGACCGUUUUCUGACCCUGUCUCUGAAGGACCCUGAGACUACAGGAAGACCUUUCACAGGGGUGGGCAUCAAACCACUGCCCAUUACCCCCCCGAGCCACAGUCGGCCAGUCAUCUGCUCUAGGGAGGUCAAAUGUCAGAAUAUUGAUAUUAAAUUCAUCCAAUAUUAA
Molecule: messenger RNA, 3477 nt
Organism: Eleginops maclovinus (Patagonian blennie)
Lineage: Eukaryota; Metazoa; Chordata; Actinopteri; Perciformes; Eleginopidae
Gene: slc5a9
Product: solute carrier family 5 member 9
Exons: 14
Coding region: 428-2194 (588 amino acids)
Biological process (GO): transmembrane transport
Cellular component (GO): plasma membrane
Molecular function (GO): D-glucose:sodium symporter activity
Source: RefSeq, a predicted model, not a curated record